UCAUGUUUUUAGAGCAUCCUUUUCAAGAGUCAUGCCUGUGUGUUAUGCCAGAAGACUCAAACUCUUCGGCUAUAGAGGUUAUUACUAGGAGAAACUACUCAUUUGUUAGUUAAAUUCUUCCUCCCCCUUUUUAUUUUUUUGGAAAGGAAGAAGAAGCGAAUGAUUAAAGAUGAGCUGAUAUAGUGAUACAGUAAUGGUAGCUUAUUUAUCUUUUUUUAUUGGACUGAAAUCUCUUUAUUCGCAGUUCUUAGUCAAUUUGUAUAACAUGCUGUUAAGAUGGUAGGUAGAUACACCAUUUUAAAGGCUAGAAAAUAGAGACAGGAGUUUACUCAAAAAAGCUUAGUUUCAAUGGUUAGGCAUCAGGAAACUGAAUUUCAUUAGCACUGCUGGUUUGUCUUCUGAUGGUGGGUGUGUGCCGCGUCACUGUGAAUCUUCCCAGGAGGGGGAGCAUGUUCAACUCUUGGAAAGCCAUGUGGGUUGUAUUGUUAGAAGAUGGAAUUGAAUUCUAUAAGAAGAAGAGUGACAACAGCCCCAAAGGAAUGAUUCCCUUGAAAGGAAGCACUCUGACUAGCCCUUGUCAGGACUUUGGAAAAAGGAUGUUUGUGUUUAAGGUCACUACGACCAAACAGCAGGACCACUUCUUCCAGGCAGCAUUCCUGGAGGAGAGAGAUGGCUGGGUUCGGGACAUCAAGAAGGCCACUAAAUGCAUUGAAGGAGGCCAGAAGUUUGCGAGAAAAUCCACCAGGAGGUCCAUUCGACUGCCGGAAACGAUUGACUUAGGUGCCUUGUAUUUGUCCAUGAAAGACACUGAAAAAGGAGUAAAAGAACUGAACCUAGAGAAGGACAAGAAGAUUUUCAAUCACUGCUUCACAGGUAACUGUGUCAUUGACUGGCUGGUUUCCAAUAAGUCCGUUCGGAACCGCCAGGAAGGCCUCGUGAUCGCCUCCUCCUUGCUCAAUGAAGGGUACCUGCAGCCCGCUGGAGACCUCUCCAAGAACGCGGUGGAUGGAACUGCUGAAAACCCUUUCCUGGACAACCCUGAUGCCUUCUACUACUUUCCAGACAGUGGGUUCUUCUGUGAAGAGAAUUCCAGUGAUGAUGAUGUGAUUUUGAGAGAAGAAUUCAGAGGAAUCGUUAUCAAGCAGGGAUGUUUACUGAAGCAGGGCCAUAGGCGGAAGAACUGGAAAGUGAGGAAGUUCAUCCUGAGAGAAGACCCUGCCUAUUUGCACUACUAUGACCCUGCUGGGGGGGAAGAUCCCUUGGGAGCGAUUCACUUGAGAGGCUGUGUGGUGACCUCAGUGGAGAGCAACCCAGAUGGCAAGAAGAGUGAAGAAGAGAACCUCUUUGAGAUCAUCACGGCUGAUGAAGUUCACUAUUUCCUGCAAGCAGCCACCCCCAAGGAGCGCAUCGAGUGGAUCAAAGCCAUCCAGGUGGCCUCCCGGACGGGGAAGUGAAGACACUCCCUCCCGAGGGAACCACAUGGAUAAGCUCAGUCCAGGGCCUGGCCACUUCUGCAACAGAAGGCCCAGGGGUGGGAUAUUGUCAUCCUUGGGGGUCCUGAAUGUAACUAACCACAUGCCGCGUGAUGUUCGCCCACACUGACCACAUCACUCGUUGAAGCCUCUCUGCCACUCUCUCUGUCCCCUGGGCAGACAUGCCAAGCUGUGUAGCCUGGGGAUGCUACCUACCCUCUCAAGCCUCAGGUGCCUCCUCUGGAAAAUGAAGGAGUUGAACUAGGGGAGUCCUGUCCUCCCUAGCUUCAAAAGCCUGCCAAUCUAAUACCCAUGGCAGGGCAGCUGGAGUCCCUCCAUGACCAGGUCCUGGCCUUCAGAACCUGAAACAACUGUUCCUUUAAAGCCUGCCCAUCUGUACUAAGCACUAGCACAAGCUUCUUUUGUUCCCUUUUGCUGCCUUCUCCUGCUCUUGGCACAAGUUCACGUAUCAACACCAAGGAGAACCCUCUUCUUCCUUCUUUGCCCUCCCCGGAAACUUCCGGACAGCCCAUAGUGCAGCGGUGGUUUUUAGCUUGAAGCCUUGUGACUUCAGUCUGGAAAGUUUUGUCUUCUGAGAAAAAGACCCGAGGAAGCCAGGGGUAGCUGAGGGUCCUCUUGUCUCCCCUAGGCCUCCCAGAGCAGGCGGUUGCACUCUACUGGGGGUUGGUCAGACAAGAAGCUAUCUUUGCCUCUUUCCAGAGGGCAUUUCUAAUUAGGAGCAGGAACUCCAAAACUGUGAGAUUCUGCUUCAUUUGAGUGUUUACAGAAAAAAGUGGCCAGAGGGGUUUUCUCUGUGGGGUCUCUGCUUGGGUGAGGGGGCUGGACAGCUGCCUGAUUGAAAUGUCCCCUGCCCCAGCCCCUCCCCACCCUCACCCCCACUCCAGCUCCAGAAGGUGUAGGGUCUCGAUCACAGGCCAGCUGAUGGGAUGAUGAGUUUAUACAAAGACAGCUCUGGAAGGACUUAGCUUGAACAUGGAGGCGACUGUAACAUCACACCGUGCCUUCAGUUCUUGAGUUGUUGAGAUUGUGGUCAUGCCUUAAAGCAUGUGCUUUAAGCACAAGCUGUCCCAUCUCCUGCUUGGCCAACAAAGGGUCUCAUGGGCCCACCAUCAUUCAGAGGGAUCUGAUCUAAAUUCAGAUUGUGUACCUGUUUCCAGUUUUUUUUAUUCUGUCUGCCAACUAAUGAUUCUAAACCAAAAUUGAGAAAGAAAUUAAAUAUGUUUGUGAAGGUGUAUUUUCCAACUUUUAGACUUUUAAUUUUAAGGCCCUAGUGAGGAAAGAAGAGUAGCAAGUUCUUCUUGAUUUUAUCAGCUCCUUUUUCCCUCCCGCAAUUCCACACAAUAUCCUUGAGGCUAUUCUUACCCUCGGAUUGUUUUCUCAUUGGCCAAGAGGUAAAAGAUUACCUUUUCUGUGAUUCUUUAGUAAACUAUUAGAACAUGCACAGUAGUUUUUCUACAUUCAUGUUAGAAGUAUUUAUUAAUGUGUAGUCAAUUUUAAGUUUUGAAAUAAAUUUGACCAUGUUGAGUGUCAUCUUGGUGUGAUGACUCUGA
Messenger RNA from Odocoileus virginianus texanus, 3043 nucleotides. NCBI's taxonomy places the organism in Eukaryota, Metazoa, Chordata, Mammalia, Artiodactyla, Cervidae. The record is from RefSeq and is a predicted model, not a curated record.